CGCCAGGCCGCCCGGCUCCGCCUUCCGCGGCGCUGCGCUCCCGCGGGCCCGAGCAGCAGGAGGUGUGUGUCCGAAACGUGGAUGUUCAGGAUAACAUGUCCAAUGUGUCGGAAGAAAGAAGCACUAGACAACAGGACAUUAAGAAAGGACUUCAGUUUAUAGAAUCUACUUUGCCCUACCCAGGGACACAAGAACAAUAUGAGCUAUUUAUACGAGAACUUGUUAGAAAUCUUUUUAAUGAAGGGAAUGAUGUAUAUCGAGAAGGUGAUUGGAGAGGCUCGCUGAAUCACUAUUCAGAAGCUAUAAACAUAGCAGAUUAUGCUAAUUCUGAAGAAAUCCAUGUGUCUGAUGAUAUUUUAGAGAAGCUACAUGUAAACAGGAUAGCAUGUUUUUCAAAUAUGGGACUGCAUGAAAAGGUUCUAGAAGACUGUGAGAUAGCAUUAAGGUUAAAUGAAAAUAAUUUUAGAGCGCUCUAUCGGAAAGCAAAAGCACUGAACGAGCUGGGAAGGUAUAAGACAGCUUACGAUGCUGUAGCAAAAUGUUCUCUUGCUGUGCCACAGGAUGAAAGUGUGAUUAAGCUUACUCAAGAACUAGCUCAAAAAUUAGGAUUAAAAAUAAGGAAAGCAUAUGUAAGAGCAAAGCCGCCCUCGAAUUCUGUUUCUAGUGAUGUAUCAACUCAGAAUUCUUCUUCUGUAGAAGAUAUUGAGUUAGAUUUAUCUGACCAGAAGCAAGAUACGGUUUCUUCUGCUUCUUCAUCAGCCUUUGUUUCUGAAUUGUCUAAAGUGGCAUCAGUACCCAUAUCAUCUUUAUCUUCUGUUAUGUCUCUUCAAGCGGAAAAAGCUGCUUUGCCUUCUGCAACGUUGGCAAACGGAGGAAAUGUUUCUUUCUCUAUGCCAGAAGCAUGUUUAGAUUGUGGAGAUGGAGAUAUAAUUAUUGGUGAAGAACUUGAUGAAUUACUUGAUUCUGUGCCUGAUCCAGAUGAAAGCAUAAUGCAAACUACAGGUGCCAGGGGUCCUAUCCCUGCAGGAAGUGUGGCUCCCAGCGUGCCCUUCUCUGCUUCUCUGCUGGGGACGUUGCCCGUCAGUACAGGAUUUGUUCCUACUCCCUCUCUUUCAGAGAUCUUUUCACAGCCUUUGGCUUCUUCACUGGAAAAUUUCUGUUCGCCAUUAAGCACCUUUUCAAUCAGUGACCCAAAAAGAGACCUUUCAAGUUCAGCUUCUAGAGAUGGAACACCAACACUUAGCAGCAAUAACUCUCCAUUGUUUAUAAAUGGCCCUAGUAGUUUGUUUGGGUCUGAAAAUUACAUGGGAAUUUCAGGUCAAACUAGAAAUGACUUCUCAAAUGUUUUUAGCAGUGCAACUGCUAAUAUACCUGUAUCUUCAGCACUUGCGGGAAGAAACCCGUUAGAAGGCACACAUGAGCUAAGACAGGCCUGCCAGUUAUGUUUUGUCAAAAAAGGUCCUAAAUUACUGGAUUACGCUUACCACCCUAAUUUAGAACAUAAAUGUAAGAAGGAUAUUCUAAUUGGUAGAAUAAAAAAUUCUGAAGAUAAAUCAUGGAAAAAAAUACGUCCAAGACCAACAAAAACACAGUAUGUGGGACCAUAUUAUAUAUGUAAAGACGUUGCUGCUGAAGAGGAAUGUCGAUAUCCAGGGCACUGCACGUUUGCCUAUUGCCAAGAGGAGAUAGAUGUGUGGACACUGGAGCGCAAAGGAGCUUUUAGUCGAGAAGCUCUUUUUGGAGGAAAUGGGAAGAUCAACUUCACCGUGUCACGACUUCUUCAAGAACAUCAUGGAUUCUUUAUGUUUCUUUGUGAGAAAUGUUUUGAUCAUAAACCCAGAAUAAUAAGCAAAAGGAACAAGGAUAAUUCAUCUUCUUGUUCUCACCCUGCUAUGCAUGACUUCGAAGAUAACAAGUGCCUUGUCCACAUUUUGCGAGAAACUAUGGUGAAGUAUUCCAAAAUUCGCCCUUUUCAAGUUCGGUGUCAACUUGACCUGUGCAGACAUGAGGUACACUAUGGCUGCUUACGAGAGGAUAAAUGCUUUUAUGCUCACAGUCUGGUAGAGCUUAAAGUCUGGAUAAUGCAAAAAGAAACAGGUAUUUCACAUGAUACUAUUGUUCAAGAAUCAAAGAAAUAUUGGCAGAACAUGGAAGCUAGUGCACAUGGGUCACAGAUCCUUGGGAAUCAAAUGAAAUAUGGAUCACUUAAUUUGAAGAUGAAGUUUGUUUGUGGUCAGUGCUGGAGGAAUGGUCAAGUUAAUGAGCCAGACAGAAACAAAAAAUACUGCAGUGCAAAGGCAAGACACCCGUGGACCAAAGAUCGCCGUGUGGUGCUUGUAAUGUCUAACGAGAGGAAGAAGUGGAUGACCAUUCGUCCCCUUCCUGCAAAGAAACAAGUGCCUCUGCAAUUUGAUUUGUGCAAUCAUAUUGCUUCAGGCAAGAAAUGUCAGUAUGAUGGAAACUGCUCAUUUGCUCACAGUCCUGAGGAGAGAGAGAUGUGGACGUAUAUGAAGGAGAAUAGCAUUCAAGACUUGGAGCAGUUGUAUGACAUAUGGCUAAAAAGUCAAAAACCAGAAAAAGGAGAUGAUACAGCUGCUCAGGCAAAUAAGGAAAAUGGGAAGCAAAUUCACAUGCCAACUGACUAUGCUGAAGUAACAGUGGAUUUCCACUGUUGGAUGUGUGGGAAGAACUGUAAUAGUGAGAAACAGUGGCAGGGUCACAUUUCUUCUGAAAAGCAUAAAGAGAAGGUUUUCCACACAGAAGAUGAUCAGAACUGCUGGCAGUAUCGCUUUCCAACUGGAUGUUUUAGUAUUUGUGAUAGAUAUAUGGCUGGUACUUGCACUGAGGGAAACAACUGUAAAUUUGCCCAUGGAAAUGCUGAACUCCAUGAGUGGGAAGAACGAAGACAAGUUUUAAGAAUGAAGCUCAGCAAAGCAAGAAAAGACCACUUGAUUGCUCCCAGUGAUAAUGACUUUGGAAAAUAUAGUUUUUUGUUUAAAGGUUUAGACUAAUACCGAGAUGAUAUAUACAUGUUACCAGCUGGAAGCAUAAACCAGAAAAAUUGACAAUAAUCAAAAGCAUGUGACAGAAAAGCUGCAGGUUUUCUGCUUUUAUUGGCAUAUAUUGUUCCUCCUGAACAGCAAAAUAUAGUAGAUUUAGGGGAAUUGAGUGGACCUGUCUGUGCUGUCAUGAAACAGAGCGGUGAAUAAAAAAAAUCUGAAGUAUUAUGUGCUUUCUCACCUCCUGUUGGACAGAAAGUUAGGGAAUAGAAGGGGGAGAGAGGUUGUAAUGUCUAGGAAGCCCCCUAGUGUCAGUCCUUCAGCUGAAAAACUUUACGGUAUCAAGGUAUUACAAAGCAGAGUGUUACGGGCUAAGAAAAUGAUGGAUGAAUAUUCUUCAGAUCUUUUAAUGGAGACGAUUUGUUUAAAACAAAGUUUGCUACUUAUCUAUAUGUAGGUUGCUAAAAAAGGAUUUUCUUAUUAAAGAUUUUAAACAAAAUAACCAUUUAACUACAAUAUAUGUUGAAUGGGUAUUUUUUCUCUAUUUGUAUGUUUCAAUAUAAUUUACUGAAAAAGGAUCUUGGGAGGAAAAACGUAUUCAUUUUUGAAAAUGAAGUAGUUAAAAUUGUUUCUUGGUCUUUGCUGUUUAAAUGAUGAUUUUGAAAGAUUACACUUGUAUGUCAGUAUUGUGUAUUAUUGUAUGGACUAAUGUUGCCUGUAAUAAAGAGAACUUUACACAAA
Molecule: messenger RNA, 3740 nt
Organism: Phasianus colchicus (ring-necked pheasant)
Lineage: Eukaryota; Metazoa; Chordata; Aves; Galliformes; Phasianidae
Gene: ZC3H7A
Product: zinc finger CCCH-type containing 7A
Biological process (GO): miRNA processing
Molecular function (GO): metal ion binding; protein binding; miRNA binding
Source: RefSeq, a predicted model, not a curated record